AUGGUGAAGGUGCGCAUGAACACGGCCGAUGUGGCCGCCGAGGUCAAGUGCUUGCGGAGGCUCAUCGGCAUGCGCUGUGCCAAUGUCUACGAUCUCUCUCCAAAGACCUAUAUGUUGAAGCUUAUGAACAGUAGCGGUGUCACCGAGUCCGGCGAGAGCGAGAAGGUCUUUUUGUUGAUGGAGAGUGGCGUCAGAUUGCACACUACUGCAUAUGUUCGGGACAAAAGCAAUACUCCCUCUGGGUUUACACUGAAAUUGAGGAAGCAUAUACGCACAAGAAGGCUUGAGGAUGUGCGGCAGCUUGGAUAUGAUAGGAUUGUUCUCUUUCAAUUUGGGCUGGGUGCUAACGCCUACUACGUCAUAUUGGAGCUAUAUGCCCAAGGAAAUGUUAUUCUUGCAGAUUCUGAUUUUAUGGUCAUGACUCUUCUUCGCUCGCAUAGGGAUGAUGAUAAAGGGGUUGCGAUCAUGUCACGCCAUCGUUAUCCAAUUGAAAUUUGUCGAGUUUUUGAGCGAACUACUGCUGCAAAGUUGCAGGAAGCCCUUACGUUUUCUAAGGAACCUGAUAACAACGAAUCUGUUAAGGAUCAAGAAGGUGCAAAUAAUGUGUCUGAUGCACCGAAAGAGAAAAAAGGUAGUCGUAAAGGUGGGAAGCCUGCUGAGUCAUGUAAAAAUACUGGUGAUGCUAAAGCCAAACAGGUCACCUUGAAGAAUGUUCUUGGGGAGGCAUUAGGCUAUGGACCUGCUCUUUCUGAGCAUAUUAUAUUAGAUGUUGGCCUCAUUCCAAAUACAAAACUUUGUAAUGAGAACAAGUUAGAUGAUGAUACAAUUCAGCUUUUGGUCGAAGCUGUUGCAAAGUUUGAGGACUGGCUGCAUGAUGUUAUAUCAGGUGAUAAAGUUCCUGAAGGGUACAUUUUGAUGCAGAACAAAAAUUCAGGGAAGAGUAAUCUCCCAUGUGAACCAGGAAGUUCUGGCCAGAUAUAUGAUGAAUUCUGCCCCAUAUUAUUGAACCAAUUCAAAUCAAGGGAGCAUGUGGAGUUUGAAACGUUUGAUGCUUCUUUGGAUGAAUUUUAUAGCAAAAUUGAGAGCCAAAGGUCAGAACAACAGCAAAAGGCGAAAGAGAGCUCUGCCACCCAUAAGCUCAACAAAAUACGCGUGGAUCAGGAAACUCGUGUUCAUAUGCUAAGGAAAGAAGUUGAUCAUUGCGUUAAUAUGGCGGAAUUGAUAGAAUAUAAUCUAGAUGAUGUGGAUGCUGCUAUAAUAGCUGUUCGUGUAGCUCUAGCAAAGGGCACGAGUUGGGAGGAUAUUGCUAGAACGGUGAAGGAGGAGAAGAAAUCUGGAAACCCUGUUGCUGCUAUCAUUGACAAGCUUCAGCUGGAGAGGAAUUGCAUGACAUUACUGCUGAGCAACAAUCUUGAUGAAAUGGAUGAUGAUGAGAAGACUCUCCCUGCAGACAAGGUGGAAGUUGAUUUAGCACUUUCAGCACACGCCAAUGCUCGGCGGUGGUAUGAACUAAAGAAAAAACAGGAGAACAAACAGGAGAAGACUGUAACAGCACAUGAAAAAGCAUUUAAAGCUGCUGAGAGAAAGACUCGUCUCCAGCUGUCACAGGAAAAAGCUGUUGCUACCAUUUCACAUAUGCGCAAGGUUCACUGGUUUGAAAAAUUUAACUGGUUUAUCAGCAGUGAGAACUAUUUGGUUAUCAGUGGACGUGAUGCUCAACAAAAUGAGAUGAUAGUCAAGCGUUAUAUGUCAAAAGGAGAUCUGUAUGUCCAUGCAGAGUUGCAUGGGGCUUCUAGUACGGUGAUAAAGAACCACAGGCCUGAACAACCGGUGCCUCCACUUACUUUAAACCAAGCUGGAUGCUUCACAGUUUGCCACAGCCAGGCGUGGGAUUCAAAGAUUGUCACUAGUGCUUGGUGGGUUCAUCCUCACCAGGUCAGUAAAACUGCUCCUACGGGGGAGUAUCUGACAGUUGGGAGUUUCAUGAUUCGUGGGAAGAAGAACUUUCUUCCCCCACACCCUCUAAUUAUGGGCUUUGGGUUGUUGUUCCGGUUGGAUGAGAGUUCCUUGGGUUCACAUCUAAAUGAGAGGAGGGUAAGAGGUGAGGAGGAAGGGACGAAUGAUGUUGAUGAAAGUGGGCCUCUAAAAGAGGUAUCUGAUUCUGAGUCGGAGAAGGAAGUUGCAGAGGAAAAACUUGCAGAAGAAUCAAAAAUCACUCCUGAUUCAGCUAUACCAAUCCAACAACCAGUUCAGAAAGACCUAUCUGAGGCUAUGUCCUCUCAGCACGGAUUAACUACAACCAUUGAUAAAGUGCAAGACUCACAUGAAAUUCCCAAGAAAGACAGGACCUUAAAUGAUUCUGAUCAGAAAAAUGUAGUUAAUGUCGCUGUAAACGGUGUUGCAUCUGUCACCCCACAACUUGAGGAUCUCAUUGAUAGAGCUCUUGGGCUUGGAUCGGCAGCUAUGUCCGUUAAGAAUUAUAGUGUUGAACCCUCUCCAGUUGAUUUGGUAGUGGAACAUAAUGUUGAAGAGAAUAAGGCUGCAGUAAGAGAGAAACCUCAUAUCUCAAAAGCUGAAAGAAGAAAGCUCAAGAAAGGCCAGACCAGUAGUGUUUCUGAAGAACAUGCUAAGCAGCGAAACGAAAAAUUGAAACAUGAUGUUUCUGCGAGUCCGCCUGAAAAGGAAGUUCAUGAUAAGAAGCCAGGUGGUGGAAAAGUUGGUCGUGGACAGAAGGGUAAACUCAAGAAGAUGAAAGGGAAGUACGCUGAUCAGGAUGAGGAAGAAAGAAGGAUCCGUAUGGCUUUACUAGCUUCUGCUGGAAGAGUACAGAAGAAUGGAGAGCCACAAAAUGAAAAUUCAGCUCCAGCUGAAGAUAAGAAACCCGGUCCUGAGGAUGCUCCAAAAAUAUGCUAUAAAUGUAAAAAGCCAGGUCAUCUGUCCCGGGAUUGUCAAGAACAUCAAGAUGAUUCAUUACAUAGUCAUGCAAAUGUUGGAGUUGAAGAUGACCCUCUGGGUUUGGAUAAAUCUGCUUCUGAACUAGACAAGGUGACAAUUGAGGAGGAUGAUAUUCAUGAGAUAGGUGAAGAAGAAAAAGAGAAAUUAAAUGAUGUGGAUUACUUGACUGGCAAUCCACUGCCCAGUGAUAUUCUGUUAUAUGCGGUCCCUGUCUGUGGUCCUUAUAGCUCAGUCCAAUCUUACAAAUAUCGUGUGAAGAUAACUCCUGGCUCUGUGAAGAGAGGGAAAGCUGCAAAAACUGCCAUGAAUUUGUUUAGUCACAUGACGGAAGCAACAGUUAGAGAGAAAGAGUUGAUGAAAGCAUGCACUGAUCCUGAGCUGGUUGCUGCAAUUAUUGGCAAUGUGAAGAUAACAUCUGCAGGCCUCACUCAAUUGAAGCAGAAGCAAAAGAAAGUCAAGAAGAGCAACAGCAAAGCUGGAAGCUAG
Messenger RNA from Prunus armeniaca (apricot), 3441 nucleotides. The record is from the annotation of a GenBank genome assembly. NCBI's taxonomy places the organism in Eukaryota, Viridiplantae, Streptophyta, Magnoliopsida, Rosales, Rosaceae.